AUCCACCAAACCCCAAGACCUUUCCUCUUCUUCUUCUCCUUCCCCUCACGUCUCCGCCACCUUCUCUUCUCCUCUACUCCACAGUAGCCAACCAGCUAAACUACACUCCCAUCUCUAUCUGUCUCCCUCUCUCACUCUCUUCCGCUACGUCUUCCAGAGCUCCGACCAGCAGCAUCCCCCACGCGGCAUGGCGACCUACAGGCUGCUGGUAAUCCUCGUCUUCUCCACGCUCCUCGUCACCACCAUCGUCUCCGUCUCCGGCGCCGGCGACGCAUCCUACCAGGCAGACUGCCCCUACCCGUGCCUCCCAGCGGCGCCCACGCCGCCCGCGCCGGCCGCCGCCGACUGCCCGCCGCCUCCGUCUGCCGUCUACCCGCCGCCAGCUGCCGGGAACGCGCCGCCGGCGUCGUACUGGAGCUACCCGCCGCCGGCCGGGGGCGGCUACAUUCCCGGCUUCUACCAGCCCCCUGCCGGUGGCGGUGGCGGUGGAGGAGGGGGCUAUGGCGGGCCGGCGCCGCCGCCGCCCAACCCCAUCCUGCCGUGGUACCCAUGGUACUACAGGUCCCCGCCGUCGUCUUCUUCGGCUCCGGCGGCCGUGUCGGCGACAAUUGUCCUGCUGGUGGCCGGCGUCACUGCCGCUGCUGGUUUGGUCCGUUAAUUACUACUAGCAUGAUUCGCUGGUAGCUAUAGAAUAUAGUAACUCUCUAUGUACUCCCGUCGUUUUCAGCUGUUACUAGUUAUUUUUAUUUAUCUACAUACAUAUAUAUGGUUAAUCAGGCACCGAUCGAUCGUUAUUAAUUUGUUGUUGUACUAUGGUCUACUAGCAUUGCUCGAUCAAUUUGCAUGCUUUUGGGUAGUGGAGAAAUCAUGGCUAGUGAUCGCAAGAAUCUUCUGCUUUUCUCAGUGCUAGCUCUAGCUCCUCUUUUUAUUUUGCAUGGUACUAGCACGUAUAUAUAUAUACUUGCUCCAUAUCAGUGGUAAUCAAUUUUUGAAGCGUA
Molecule: messenger RNA, 998 nt
Organism: Brachypodium distachyon (stiff brome)
Lineage: Eukaryota; Viridiplantae; Streptophyta; Magnoliopsida; Poales; Poaceae
Product: postacrosomal sheath WW domain-binding protein
Exons: 1
Coding region: 188-658 (156 amino acids)
Source: RefSeq, a predicted model, not a curated record